AUGGUGCCAACAGCACCCCUUGCGUUUACUGACUCGAAGGGCGAAUGGAUGUCGCAAAAUAGCCAUGGCUCCGAACAAAAGCCUCUCAAUCGUCUCUCCGACGUCCUCGACGAUGUCGUCCAGAAUGUCAAUAGAUGCCGGGGCCCUAAAGUGGCCCAAACUGGUGGGGACGAUGUCUUGCUCGGCGGAAAUGGUCCUCUAUUAUACCAUCAGACCGAGCGCUCCAAGAUUCUCGAAAUGAGUAUCUUUCUCCAGGAGACUGCCACAAAGCCCCUCAAAAUGAGUGAAUGA
Molecule: messenger RNA, 291 nt
Organism: Penicillium subrubescens
Lineage: Eukaryota; Fungi; Ascomycota; Eurotiomycetes; Eurotiales; Aspergillaceae
Exons: 1
Coding region: 1-291 (96 amino acids)
Source: RefSeq, a predicted model, not a curated record